Messenger RNA from Sus scrofa (pig), 1283 nucleotides. RefSeq names its product F-box protein 32 (gene FBXO32). Gene Ontology annotation, cellular component: nucleus; cytoplasm; SCF ubiquitin ligase complex. NCBI's taxonomy places the organism in Eukaryota, Metazoa, Chordata, Mammalia, Artiodactyla, Suidae. Gene Ontology annotation, biological process: protein ubiquitination. The record is from RefSeq and is marked provisional. Gene Ontology annotation, molecular function: protein binding.
CCUGUCCAUCAGUCCGUCGCGUCCGUUUGCAGUGCCAUGCCAUUCCUCGGGCAGGACUGGCGGUCCCCCGGGCAGAGCUGGGUGAAGACAGCCGAUGGCUGGAAGCGCUUCCUGGAUGAGAAGAGUGGCAGCUUCGUGAGCGACCUCAGCAGUUACUGCAACAAGGAAGUAUACAAUAAGGAGAAUCUUUUCAACAGCCUGAACUAUGAUGUUGCGGCCAAGAAGAGAAAGAAGGACAUGCUGAACAGCAAAACCAAAACUCAGUAUUUCCACCAAGAAAAAUGGAUCUAUGUUCACAAAGGAAGUACUAAAGAGCGCCAUGGAUACUGCACUUUGGGGGAAGCUUUCAACAGGCUGGACUUCUCGACUGCCAUUCUAGAUUCCAGAAGAUUCAACUAUGUCGUACGGCUGUUGGAACUGAUAGCGAAGUCACAGCUCACAUCCCUGAGUGGCAUUGCCCAAAAGAACUUCAUGAACAUUUUGGAAAAAGUGGUACUGAAAGUGCUUGAAGACCAGCAAAACAUCAGACUGAUAAGGGAACUCCUCCAGACCCUCUACACGUCCCUGUGCACACUGGUCCAGAGAGUCGGCAAGUCCGUGCUGGUCGGGAACAUUAACAUGUGGGUGUAUCGGAUGGAGACGAUUCUACACUGGCAGCAGCAGCUGAACAACAUCCAGAUCACCAGGCCUGCCUUCAAAGGCCUCACCUUCACCGACCUGCCUCUGUGUUUGCAACUGAACAUCAUGCAAAGGCUAAGUGAUGGCCGGGACCUGGUCAGCCUGGGCCAGGUGGCCCCCGACCUGCACGUGCUCAGCGAGGACCGGCUCCUGUGGAAGAAACUCUGCCAGUACCACUUCUCCGAGCGGCAGAUCCGCAAGCGAUUAAUUUUGUCAGACAAAGGACAGCUGGAUUGGAAGAAGAUGUAUUUUAAACUUGUGCGAUGCUACCCUCGGAAAGAGCAAUAUGGAGACACCCUUCAGCUCUGCAGACACUGCCACAUUCUUUCCUGGAAGGGCACCGAUCACCCCUGCACAGCCAAUAACCCAGAGAGCUGCUCCGUGUCGCUGUCACCCCAGGACUUUAUCAACCUGUUCAAGUUCUGAAUCCCGGCUCAUGACCGCACCGCAGAAGGGUUUCCCUGCUGAUUGGAUGGCUGGGGAUACAGAAUUUGGAUGCUUCAUUUGUAAAUAGCGUACAUUUUAAACAUUGGCUCGAAACUUCUGAGAUAAGUCAUUGAGAGGACACUGGCGGGGAAUUUAAGCGUAUGGACUUCUCGUUAGAA